AGAGCGGUGCGGGAGGGUCGGAGCGCGGAGCUGUCCGUCCCGGCGGUGCUGAGCGCUGUGGCGGAUCCCGCGCCGUCCCGGUGAGUUCCCGUCGGCGGGGAGCGGAGCGGGCGGCGCCGGGGGCUCCUCCAGGAGAGGUGAGGGGGGCCCGACCGCGGGGAAGCCGCUGCCCCGGGGGGACACGGUGCCCCGAGCACCCCCGGGCGUGGGGAGGACUCGUUCCCGCGGGUGCCCCGGGUGUCCCCGGCUGCAGCAGGGCGGGGAGCCCGGCCCCGCGGGCCGUGGAUGAGCUGGGGCUGCGGGGACACUCCCGGGGGUGCUGGAGCACAGCGUGGGCAGGGGGUGUCCCGGGGACAAGGGACCGGCAGUGGCAGCCCGGGGUGCGAGCGCUGCUCCCCGCCGGGGCCACCACGGGCACGGUGCGUGUGAGUGAGAGGCACGCUUGGGGUGUGAGUGGGGUUGCACCCCCGCAAAGGAGCUUGCAAGAGUCCCGGGUAGGGAACUGAAGCAAAAAGCAGAUUUUACUGUCUGUAGUCGGUGGGGAUGGGCAACCCUGGCAGAGGAGAACUCCGUGAUUUUGGGUAGGGGUCUGAGGGCUGCCUGUCCUUCAGAUCCUGAGCAGUUCUCGUUUGUGCUCUUUUGCUCUUCCGUGACUUUUUAAGCCCUGCACUGUUUGCUAGGCUGGCAGCAAUGUCUGAGCUUCCCCUGUGCUGGGAACUGCAGAAAUCGAUUCCUGCUCUUUUCUAUUGAAGGAGUCUGGAGGUCAGUGGAGUUUCCAGGCUCAUCAGAUUUCCCCCUCCUCUCCAAGGCAGACAUGGCUUUGUUGGCUGAAGAAAAGCAACUGUCCAAGUCUGAAGGGGAAAUGGGCAAACUCGACAAUCACAUGAAAUAAAAUCUAUGAUCUUUCAUGUAGAGUGGCCAGGACAGUCCAGCCAUGCCAGUGCCCUCCCAGGUGCCAGACAUAGACAUGGGAUGUAAGUCAAGGUUUAGGUUUGAUUCUUCCUGUGAACACAAGAAUAAGGGCUGGGAUGCAGAAUACAAGGGUUUCCUGGUAAUGUACCUGUGGCAGCAGCUACUUGGAAAACUUCAUCUCAUUUUGAAGUCUGAUUAAAUUGAGGGGAAAGCAGCUUUCACAGUCUGUCUCUUCUCAGAACAGUCUGAGCAAUGGAGCUUAAAUCAAAUUCAGCAGCAGCUCUGUAUGCCUAGAGACUACGUGGCUGAGCAGUUUGAUGUUGAAGGGCUGUGCUGUGCUGGCUGGCUACCCUGAGGAGACAGUCUCGGCUGAAUCCCUCCCUGAGGAGCCACAGAUCUAGUCUUCAUUGAGCACAGUCACACGUUUGAAAUGUUCCUGAGUUGGAAGAAAACUCCUGUUGCUGUUUCUGUCAGAAAUUAUUGUGAAUGUGUUUAAUACCUGCACUGAUAUUUCUGCAGCUUGUCACUCCAUCCACUAAAGUUGACAGCAGAGAGGGAGGCCUGUGCAAGCUUCCCCCAUCACAUGCUCACCUGAGGGAGAACCUUGGUGGGAGGGGGACCUUUGGUCAGGUUUUCAGCAGACAAGAAGAACCAGAACAGGUUUGUGAAUUGCCAGGGAAGCAGACUACUCACUGUCUUGCUUCCACAAGGAAGAAGACCAUGUAAGCACCUCCUGGGGCCAGGUGAGAAGAGGUCCCAGCACUCCCCCCUACAAAGGAGCUCAGACAAGUGCACCACCUCCUAAUUUGUUGGGGGGGGGGGGGGAGGAAGAUUUUACAAGCCCUCAGUGAAAGCAGCAGGGGAAAGUCUGAGAUUUUUCACUAAUUUCUGUACUGAUCCCAGCUUCACUUGCCUGUCUGCUGCACAGGCAAGUUUACAGGAUCCAGUUUAUGAUUUACUUUCGGGCACAAAAGUGAUAGCUCUCCAUGUUUCUAUAAAACUAAUUUAUUGUCUGUGUGUCAGUGACAUCAGCACAUCGAUCAGUGCAAGAGGUGCAUUUUUAUCAGUUCUGUCUUACAGGGAGUGAUGUGUGCUUUACAAGUAGCUCAAGCACAAUCAUAAAAAUAAGGCCUAUCCCAAGUAAUGUCAGAAAUAGAAGUUCCUCUCCUUCAGAUUAUUGUCCCUUUUUGCCAGCUUGAUCUCACAGGACACUUGCAGCUCCCCUGACGUAUUGCAGGAUGGAGACCUGCCAGGGAUCUGAAGGAAAUAAAGACCUACAAGCUUGGCCAGUUCUCUUCCUUUUUGCGUGUGUGCCUGCAUGCUGAGGAGCAGGAACAAUUCCUUCCAGACUGUUUGUGGUGGGCCUUGCCCUGUCUCGUCCCCAGUGCAGCUGUGUGACCACAGUCCCUCCUUUCUCCCUGGCUCUGUAUUUAUGAUGGAUGCUUUGCUAAAGCCUCUCAGAGAGAUCGUGUGCAUGUGCUGUGUUCAGCUCAUCUGCUUCUAAGGACUCUUGAGGAAGAUGAAAUAUGGCCUAGGGAAGAACUGUGCAUUAUGAGAAUUUCAGGAGUGAUUUGCCCAGCCCUAAAUGAAGGUUGUUUCCGAUUAGGUUAAUGAAGGACGUUGUCCUCAUGGCCAGAGUCACUUGGUCUGUACAGGGAGGUAUAAAUCACCUGUCCCUGCAUGUGGAAAAUCUCUGCCCUCUGAACAGCAUAGGAGAGGAAAGGAGGUUAUUUCUGCUGGGCUGUGAAGCAUGAACAUCCAGGAUGCUCUGUGGAAGAGGUGAACCCAGGAGCCCCCUUUCACCACUGGGACUAUGUCCUCCUGCCUCCAUCAUACUUGGGGUGUGCAACCUCCAGCCCCUCCACCUCCUCCUCUCCUGCUGGACUCAGUCUCCUCUGCACCACCCUUGCUCCCAGGGUGAGUGGCUCUUCGGGGGCCUCCCCGGUGUCUGGGACAUCUCUGCAAACCUCUGACCCCUCAGUUGGGUCUCACCCAACUUGCACCAUUGCAGGGCUCUCAUCACCAGGACCUGCAGAUCCCUUCCUUGCAGUCUUGCAACAGAGAUGGGGAGAGCAACAAGUGGCUCAGUCCCCCAGACAGAGCUAUAGCUGCCCAAAUGUGUGUGUGUUUAUCCCAAAGGCACAGGCUGGUAUCUCAGUGCACACAUCCAAAAUGUGCCUGUGGGAGCUCUGCACCAUUUUUAUCUGUUUGUUGUUGAGGGGAAAGAGUCACUUUCUCAAAGAAUUUUGAAGAGAAACUUAGAAGCUGAUGAGUAAGUAGCAAAACCUCCUCCCUCCUUCCCUUUCCACAGGGUUGGUGCCACAGGCAGGGUUAGCUGGGGCUGGGGUUCCACACAGCUGACCAAGAGCUGUCCUCCCAGAAACCAAGGGAGCUGGGCACGUCUUCAUUUGCCAGAAUUCACUCUCACUUGUAUGUGUAUCUUGCUUUGCAGAUGGGAAAUGUGUCCAACAUCUCGGUGUUCACCUCCACCUUAUCGGAGAGAGAAGACCUGAUUUUUGGCACACUCUAUUUAGUCUUUGGCAUCAUGUCCUUCUCUGGGAACUCACUGCUGCUGCUGGUGGCCUAUCAGAAGAGGUCCUUGCUGAAACCUGCCGAGUUCUUCAUCGUCAACCUGGCCAUCAGUGACCUGAGCAUGACGGUGACGCUCUUCCCCUUGGCCACCUCCUCCUUCUUUGCACACAGGUGGCUGUUUGACCGGGCGGUUUGCACCCUCUAUGCCUUCUGCGGGGUCCUGUUCGGGCUGUGCAGCCUCGCCAGCCUGACGGUGCUCAGCACGGUUUGCUGCCUCAAGGUCUGUUACCCAGCAUAUGGGAACAGGUUCUCCCCGAGCCACGCCGCGGUGCUGCUGCUGUGCGUGUGGGUCUACGCCCUGACCUUUGCCGCGGCCCCCUUGGCCGAGUGGGGCAGCUACGGCCCCGAGCCCUACGGGACAGCCUGCUGCAUCACCUGGGAAACCUCGAGCAGGGAGGCCACGCUCUACAUCCUCGCCCUCUUCAUCUUCUGCUACCUCCUCCCCUGCCUCCUCAUCCUCGCCUCCUACUCGCUGAUCCUGUGGACGGUGUGGGUGUCCCGGAGAGCCGUCCAGCAGCACACGUCCCCCCAGCGCAGAGCCCGCAGCCUGCACAGCCUGCUCCUCAAGCUGAGCGUUGCCGUGUGCCUGGGGUUUCUGGCUGCCUGGACCCCCUAUGCCGUGGUUGCCCUGUGGGCACUGCUCGGGGACACCAGCCAGGUGCCAGCGCUGGCCUUCGUGCUGUCGGCCGUCUUUGCCAAGUCCUCGACACUCUACAACCCGCUGGUGUACCUGCUCUUCAAGCCCAACUUCCACAAGUUCCUCUCCAAGGACAGGGUGCUCCUCCAGGCCCUCCGCACGCUGCUCUGCUGCGGCUGCCCGAGCGCGGCACUCCAGCCCUUCCCGUCCCCGGGUGUCAGUGACCACGCCGGGGCUUGCAGAAACUGCAACGACGCUUUUGAGUGUUUCAGCAACUACCCCAAGUGCUACAACCCCCCCCAGGCGCCCAGCAGCUCCCCCCUGCACGGUCCCCUGGCCAUCCUGGCUGAUGGAGCCGCUUGCCAGCCGGGGCUGAAGAGGACAGUGCAGGUGAUGGUGCUGGUCACACGGAAGAGGUCGGGCCUGGGUGCUGUGAAUGUGGCAGGGGAAGCCCUGCCAUCGGCCCUGGUGAAAGACCUGCUCUGAGCCUGGCUGUGCCCAGCUCUGUCCUGCCAGCACGCUGCAGGACAAACCCAAACACAACAUUCCUCUCACCCACGUACCCAGCGGGUCCCCAGAUGUUCUGUAGGUGAAGUGAUGUGAAAAUGUAAGACCAGCCUUGCCUCCCACUCUGGUUUGGCUCUUGCAACUCUGAGCCUGGUCUUUGCACUUGAGAAAACAAGGACGAAACCAGACCCUGAGUGCCUGAGAUCUGCUCAGGGUGCAGCCCAGGGUAGUCUCUCCUGUCGUUUGCUCUCUGGGCCCUUGGUCUUUAUUUUUCAUCCUGGUGCUCUGAUGACCAAGUAGGAACUUGGUUGUCUUAAAAACUGUGCCUGGCAGGGCAGGCUAGGGGCCAAGAGGCCCUGAGGGGCAUCUACCUUCAGUGUUGGCUCCUACAACCCCCACAACCAUGUCCUCUCCUGCUGGGGAGCAGGACCAUGUCACACAGCUACCUCACUUGGGAUUAUGAAGCACCUCCCUAUAGCUCUCAGGGACUGCUCUCUGUGCCCACUGUGCUACCCCACUCCCUCCAUUUGAAUGAAACCCACCACUGUCAUGUGUUUAGAGCAAGGAUCUGGAGUUACAGUAAUCCUGGAGUGACUAAUGGCAGUCCCAGGUUGUGGUCUCCAGGCAGGGAUUGACAAAUCUGUGGCUGAGCAGCAUCCUGGAGAUGGGGCUGUGGCCACAGAGUAUCCCUGGCACAGGAACAACAGGGCAGCAGCUGCCAGAGCAACAGCAUCCUGCAGGAUUGAGUCGGCCCUUGGAGGUCAGUGUGGGCAGCACACCCACGGGGAGGGGUUGGGACAAAAGGGACCAAGAAGCUGUGUCAAGGGCCUGAUGCAAAGCCACCCCCACAAGAGCCCCCCCAGCAGCUCCCCUGCCCCGUCCCAGGCACUGUCACAUGAGGGGAUCCCGUGGUGUCCGUGCUGACCAGUCACCGUGUCCCAGAAGUUGUCCAUUUCUAAAGUAAAUUCACUCAUGCAAAACUGG
Messenger RNA from Pseudopipra pipra, 5632 nucleotides. Its product is annotated as opsin-5-like. Lineage: Eukaryota; Metazoa; Chordata; Aves; Passeriformes; Pipridae. Gene Ontology annotation, biological process: phototransduction; cellular response to light stimulus; G protein-coupled receptor signaling pathway. The transcript is spliced from 5 exons. Gene Ontology annotation, molecular function: G protein-coupled photoreceptor activity. The coding region runs from base 3365 to 4627 and encodes 420 amino acids. Gene Ontology annotation, cellular component: plasma membrane. The record is from RefSeq and is a predicted model, not a curated record.